Tetranychus urticae (two-spotted spider mite) is the source of this 2826-nucleotide messenger RNA. It is a transcript of the gene Invadolysin, whose product is annotated as leishmanolysin-like peptidase, invadolysin. Lineage: Eukaryota; Metazoa; Arthropoda; Arachnida; Trombidiformes; Tetranychidae. Gene Ontology annotation, cellular component: cytoplasm; membrane. Gene Ontology annotation, molecular function: metalloendopeptidase activity. Gene Ontology annotation, biological process: proteolysis; cell adhesion. The record is from RefSeq and is a predicted model, not a curated record.
CAAAAUCUGUCCAAAAAAGAUUUUCAAAUUGUAUCAUUAAUUUUCUAAAAUCAACUGUGAUUUACAAGUACAACUUUCAUUGUUUCUUCAUCAUCCCAUCCAAAGUGUUUACCUUAUUUUCUAUCUCAUUCUCGUUUCUACCAAAGACUCCUAUCUUACCACCAAUAAUCUGUUCUCUGUAUAAAUGAACUCCAUUCUUGAUGUGAUUUAGAUGCAAUCAACUGUGGUUAUUAAUCAUCCAUUUAACUUCUUUUAAAUUAAUCGGUUUUGGUAAUUUUGAUACGCCAGUGUUUCUUCUACUCUUCGUACUUUGUGAUAUGUCACCUACAAUGCAAACCAUUUGGUUAUAUGAUCUAUGAUUGAUUGUUAUUACAUUAAAUUGACUGGUGACAAGGUUUCUUGGUAACAGAUAAUAAUGCUGGUUGAUUAUUGUUUCGUAGUUUCCUCAACUUGAUUGUUUUACUCUUUGAUUGAGGACAAACAUCAACUUUGCAUUCCUGCCAAUAAGCAUUAUUGAUGUCUGGCUUUGCAUAUCUCAUAUUAAACACCAUUGGAUCUCUCAUCUUAAAAUGAAUCAUGACUUUUACUAUUUAAUAUUGUUUUACAUCUUGCUGAUCAACUUUAAUCUUUUCAUUGUUACUGUUGGACACAUAUGCAACCAUAUUCCACCUAAACAGAAAGAGAUUGGUUUUGUGCACCUAGAGUCAAAAUCUCAUAACCGAAAACAGCGAGAUAUUAACAUCAGUAAUAACUUGCGAAUUAAAGUUCAUUAUGACUCAAGUGCAUUCGAGCUACCUAGAGAUAAAUUCAAUGUAAUUAAUAAUACUAUUUUACCUCAAGCCUUGGACUAUUGGCAAAAAGCUUUGCAAGUAACUCCAUUAGAAACGCCUAUAAUAAUCAGCAGGAAGUGCCCUAAUCAUGAAGUCCUUUUCCCACCAAAAAAUCCUAAACAUCAACAUUGUAUAGAGAAAUGUGAACCAAAGACAACCUGUGGCGAAGUUGUUGUGCCGGAAGAACAUCUCGAUGUUUGUCGAGUGUGUAAUAAAGAAUUUGCUAAUUGCCAUGAUGUGGGAAAACGUCCUAAAGAUGCUGGCGUAAAAGAUGCAGAUUUUGUGUUCUACAUAUCAGCAAUUCAGACUGAACGCUGUCAGAAAGGAGCUACAGUUGCUUAUGCAGCUCAUUGCCAGCAAGAAUCACAGACUGAAAGACCAAUAGCAGGCCAUGCAAAUUUAUGUCCUCGAUCCAUAUCAACGAAACCGCAAGAUUUGGCUACUCUUCUUUCAACAGUUAAACAUGAGAUUCUCCAUGCUCUGGGUUUUUCUAUUUCUUUAUAUGCUUACUUUCGUGAUAAAAAGGGUAUACCUUUGACUCCAAAAGGUAAAAAUGGACGACACGAAGUGAAUAAAGAGCUAAGUGUACCUGAAUGGAGCGAGAAGGUUGUUCGUAAAAUUAAACGAGAUAAAUGGCUGGUCAGAUCUGGUUAUAUGACAAAAGAUAUUCAUAUGGUUGUCACACCUCGAGUAGUGGAGGAGGUUAGAAACCAUUUCAAUUGUUCCAAGCUGGAGGGAGCUGAACUUGAAGAUCAAGGCGAAGAUGGAACCAUUUUGACUCAUUGGGAGAAACGGGUUUUUGAAAACGAAGCCAUGACUGGAACUCACACACAAAGUCCUGUUUACUCUCGCAUAACUUUAGCUUUUAUGGAAGAUACAGGAUGGUAUAAACCAAAUUAUUCAAUGGCUCAACCAUUAGAAUGGGGUAAAAAUCUUGGCUGUGAUUUUGCCAUGAAAAGCUGUAAAGAAUGGAUUGACAAGAGAAGACGUGAUGGUAAAAGCAUUCACCCUUUUUGCGAAAAAGUUAAAGAAGAACCUUUAGAAACUGAAUGCAAUGAUGCUCGAGAUGCGGUUGCAUUGUGCAAUUUAAGAAGAUACGAUGUAAAUUUGCCUCCAUUGUAUCAAAAUUUUGAUUCAAUCAAAGGAGUUGGACAAAAAUUUCUUCUCGAUAGAUAUGGAGGAUCAGUUAGUCUUGCAGAUUACUGUCCGUAUAUCCAAGAAUUUACUUGGAAAUCAAAAGAUGUUGUCGUUCGAGGAUCACAAUGUCAAUUUGUUGAAAACAGUCCACCACAAGAUAAAAAUUUUGCUCUUGAAUCUUACGGUCCUAAUUCGAGGUGUUUCAAUCAUAAAGAAAAGUGGGAAGAACGAGCUUGUUCACAAAGUCGCCAUUGGCAGCAUUGGGGAUCAGGAUGCUACAAGUAUGAAUGCGUUGAUGGUAAAAUACACUUGGAAAUUGCAAACUUAACCUAUGUUUGCGACUAUAAAGAUCAAGAAAUUAAAAUCCAAAGACUAGUUAAUGGAUGGCUUCAUAUGGGAACCAUCAUAUGCCCCUCGUGUGAUGAAUUAUGUCCUAACUCUAUAUGUCGAGAUUUGAUCAAAACCAAAACAGUAUCUGAUAAUGAAAAUAAAAAAGACUAUUUGCAAUGUGGAUCUCAUUAUUAUCAAGCCAACCAAACUGUGAUUCUGGUUCAUUUAAUUUUCUUCUAUUAUUUCUAUUCUUAUUGGAGAUAACAUUUCCUAUGAAAUAGAUUACAAACAAUUUUCCUUUUACCUUUGCACAUAACUUCUUUCUUUUUCCUGUCAAUUUCUUUCUGUAUGUAUUGUAUACAAAAUAAUAUGUUAAACAAUCAAUUUUAUAACAUUGAAUCACUGAAAAGACUGUAAUCAAAUGAGAGAUUAAUCUAUAUAUCAGUGCCUGAUAUUUUGCAGACUCUGAAGUACUCAAUUUUCUAUCUGCAAUUCCAAAUGAUGAACAUAAUAAAAUUAUCCGUUGAAA